Molecule: messenger RNA, 969 nt
Organism: Maudiozyma saulgeensis
Lineage: Eukaryota; Fungi; Ascomycota; Saccharomycetes; Saccharomycetales; Saccharomycetaceae
Source: the annotation of a GenBank genome assembly
AUGAGUCCCAGGCUGCUUCCUAGUUUGCUUCGAGAAGCAGCAUUAAUUCAUAGAUGUUUACCACUUUUACUACCUGAAUGCAGAACUAUUGAACAAGCUAGACAAGAAUUGAAAUGGCUAAUUGAUGAAUUUGGUAGUAGUAUAAAUUUACAAAAAGCAUGCUUACAACGCAACAGACAUGUUCCAUUACAAUAUAUCUUAGGUUCUCAACCAUUUGGUUCACUUGAUAUACAAUGUAGACGACAUGUUCUGAUACCCAGAUGGGAAACUGAAGAAUGGUCGUUGAAUUUGGCAAAUGCAAUAAAGGAGUCAUUUGUUAAAAAAGAUAAAAAAAAUUUGCAAAUUGUAGAUUUAUGUUCAGGUACGGGAUGUAUUCCAUUAUUAUUAAUUAAUGAAACAAAAAAAUUAUUUAAAAAUAAUUCACUUCAAGUUGAUUCUAUUGAUUGUUCGCAAAUGGCAAUCAACUUAACAAAAUUAAACUUUAAUUUAAAUUUUAAUAAAAAAUCAAAUUUUAAGAACGAUUAUAAUAUUUCAUUUAAAACCCACAAGUUUAAUAUAUUAGAUGAAAUUAAAGUAAAAGAAUUUAUAUCCAAGAAUCUAACUAAUCAAAAGAUUAAUAUUUUAACUUGUAAUCCACCAUACAUCCCUCCAUCAGAGUUUAUUAAGGAUGUUAGAUCAUCUGUAAGAAUGUACGAACCAAAACUUGCAUUAUUAGGAAAUUUAGAAUUUUAUCAUAAUUUAAUAGAAACUUGGAUAAAAUUUGAUUUAAUCGAAUCAUUUGUUUAUGAAUUAGGUGAUUUAAGUCAAGUUACAUAUGUGCAACAGAAUGUACCAUCUAACUGGAUAACAGGUGUAACAUAUGAUUCUAACAGUAAACCUAGAUGUGUCUUUGGUUAUAAUAAAACUGCCCCCACCGAUUAUUCCGCUACCUACAAGAAUUUUCUCAAUGGAUUGUCUUACACAAACUAA